CGCCAAGGUGUGGAGGUCAAAGUGUCACUUUUCUUUCUUUUUUAAAGAUAGCUUGGGAAAAAAAGUCACCGCUCUCCCUCGUGACAAUGUCUUCCAUCAAGAUCGAAUGUGUCUUGCCGGAGAACUGCCGGUGCGGUGAGUCUCCCGUAUGGGAGGAAGUGUCCAGCUCUCUGCUUUUCGUGGACAUUCCUGCAAGAAAGGUUUGCCGGUGGAAUACGCUCACCAAGCAACUGCAGCGAGUGACCGUGGAUGCCCCGGUCAGCUCUGUGGCCCUUCGCCAGUCAGGAGGCUAUGUCGCCACCAUCGGAACAAAGUUCUGCGCUUUGAACUGGGAAGAUCGAUCAAUAGUUGCCCUGGCCACAGUGGAUAAAGACAAGAAAAACAAUCGAUUCAACGACGGGAAGGUGGAUCCCGCCGGGAGAUACUUUGCUGGCACCAUGGCCGAGGAGACGGCCCCGGCGGUUCUGGAGCGGCACCAAGGGUCCCUGUACUCUCUCUUUCCCGACCACCAAGUGAAAAAGUACUUUGACCAGGUGGACAUCUCCAAUGGCUUGGAUUGGUCCCUAGACCACAAGAUCUUCUAUUACAUCGACAGCCUGUCCUACUCCGUGGAUGCCUUUGACUAUGACCUGCAGACAGGACAGAUCUCCAACCGCAGAAGCGUUUACAAACUGGAGAAAGAAGAACAAAUCCCAGACGGAAUGUGCAUUGAUGUGGAGGGGAAGCUCUGGGUGGCCUGUUACAACGGAGGAAGAGUGAUCCGUUUAGAUCCAGAGACAGGGAAAACACUUCAAACUGUGAAGUUGCCUGUCGAUAAAACAACUUCGUGCUGCUUCGGAGGGAAGGAUUACUCGGAAAUGUAUGUGACCUCUGCCCGGGAUGGGUUGGACUCCGAGAGUCUUUUGAGGCAACCUAAAGCUGGUGGAAUUUUCAAGAUAACUGGUCUGGGGGUCAAAGGAAUUGCCCCCUACCCCUAUGCAGGGUGACAACAGGUCUGCUUUGCUGCCAGAAGAAGCUUUGAAGACAACUAGAGAAUUCUCGGGCUAGAAUUUCAGUCUACUUAGAAAGAAGAGCAAAGCAAUCAUAUUAUUAACAGGGUUAAAAUUUUAAUUAAUUUACAAUUUUUAAAAGGCAGAGCAUUUUUAAUAAGAGGUGACAGGUGGUUUUGUUAACACACUAUAAAGCUUCAGUAAAAGAUACUAUAGAAGUGCAAAAAUUGUUCGACUGCCAACCAGCCUCUUGAUUCCUUGAAAAUUGCUUUGUGGGGGGGCGCAUAUAUCUCUUCUUUAUUCUGCAUUUCAUGCUAUACCUAAAGCUUCAAAAAAACUAAUAAAUAGUAACCUGGUAAUGACC
Messenger RNA from Propithecus coquereli (Coquerel's sifaka), 1353 nucleotides. RefSeq names its product regucalcin (gene RGN). Gene Ontology annotation, molecular function: gluconolactonase activity; calcium ion binding; enzyme regulator activity. The record is from RefSeq and is a predicted model, not a curated record. Bases 87 to 986 code for a protein of 299 amino acids. Gene Ontology annotation, biological process: L-ascorbic acid biosynthetic process. NCBI's taxonomy places the organism in Eukaryota, Metazoa, Chordata, Mammalia, Primates, Indriidae. The transcript has 7 exons.